AUGGAGGAAACAGACAUCCGAAUAGCAGAAGUGAAGCGCGAUGCCUAUGAAUUCAGGCGAGACAUUGUUGUUGGCGCUGAAAACCCUAGAACUGGCAAGACAAUUGCCGAGAAGGUCCUCAAGUACAUGGAAGACAAACUGACGCAAAAGGAUAUGCAGAUCAACAAGCUCCUAAUGAAGAAUCAGGCCUACAAGGUGGCUAUCAAAAAGGCCGAGGCCCAGCUCAAAUCGAAGGCGGAGACUGGCGACGAUUUGCAAUACAUUGACUUUCAUCAACUCCAGAUAGAGAAUUCACAGUUCGUAAAGCGGAUUGAAGAAGCAAAUCAGGAGCUUAUUGAAUUGAAACGAAGGGCUGGACGAACUGUCAAGAUCCUGAAUAAUAUGAAGAAGAAACUCAGUAGCCUCACAGCCGAGGCAAAGUUUCUGGAAGAUGAAAUCAAAGAGCGCAAAGCCAUGCUUGCAAAGACGGAGCAUGACAUUGUCAAAGUUGUGGAGGAGAAAGAAGCAGCACGCAAAGAGCACAAGAAGCUCCGAGCACAGUCAAGACAGUCUCCAGAAAUGCCGCAAGUGGUUGACUAUGUCAGCCAAAAGGCUGAGGCCUACGAGCUAGAGGCACAAAAAAGAAACUGGGAGAGGAAAGUGGAGCUUGCUGAAACUGCAGCGAAGCGAAUCCGGCAGGCUGUCAAGAAUGGGACGCAAUUGCCGGGCAGAUAA
Durusdinium trenchii is the source of this 714-nucleotide messenger RNA. The record is from the annotation of a GenBank genome assembly. NCBI's taxonomy places the organism in Eukaryota, Dinophyceae, Suessiales, Symbiodiniaceae.